AUGCCAUUCCCAAACUGCUCAGCCCCCAACACUGUGGUGGCCACAGCUGUGGGUGUCCUGCUGGGGCUGGAGUGCUGGCUGGGUCUGCUGGGCAAUGCGGUGGCGCUGUGGACCUUCCUGUUCCGGGUCAGGGUGUGGAAGCCCUACGCUGUCUACCUGCUCAACCUGGCCCUGGCUGACCUGCUGUUGGCCGCGUGUCUGCCGUUCCUGGCCGUCUUCUACCUGAGCCUCCAGGCUUGGCAUCUGGGCCACGUGGGCUGCUGGGCCCUGCGCUUCCUGCUGGACCUCAGCCGCGGCGUGGGGGUGGCCUUCCUGGCCGCUGUGGCCUUGGACCGGUACCUCCGUGUGGUCCACUGUCGGCUUAAGGUCAACCUGCUGUCUCCUCGGGCAGCCCUGGGGGUCUCGGGUCUCAUCUGGCUCCUGAUGGUCGCCCUCACCUGCCCAGGCUUGCUCAUCUCUGAGGCCGCCCAGAACUCCACCAGGUGCCACAGUUUCUACCCCAGGGCAGACGGCUCCUUCAGCGUCAUCUGGCAGGAAGCACUCUCCUGCCUUCAGUUUGUCCUCCCCUUUGGCCUCAUCGUGUUCUGCAAUGCAGGCAUCAUCAGAGCUCUCCAGAAAAGACUCCGGGAGCCUGAGAAACAGCCCAAGCUUCGGCAGGCCCAGGCACUGCUCACUGUGGUGGUGGUGCUGUUUACUCUAUGCUUUCUGCCCUGCUUCCUGACCAGAGUCCUGAUGCACAUCUUCCAAAAUCUGGGGAGCUGCGGGGCCCUGUGUGCAGUGGCUCAUACCUCGGAAGUCAUGGGCAGCCUCACCUACCUGCACAGUGUGCUCAACCCCGUGGUGUACUGCUUCUCCAGCCCCACCUUCAGGAGCUCCUAUCGGAGGGUCUUCCACACCCUCCGAGGCAAAGGGCAGGCAGCAGAGCCCCCAGGUUUCCACCCCAGAGACUCCUAUUCCUGA
This is a messenger RNA of Rhinopithecus roxellana (golden snub-nosed monkey), 960 nucleotides long. RefSeq names its product G protein-coupled receptor 31 (gene GPR31). The record is from RefSeq and is a predicted model, not a curated record. Gene Ontology annotation, biological process: G protein-coupled receptor signaling pathway. The transcript has a single exon. Gene Ontology annotation, cellular component: membrane. The coding region runs from base 1 to 960 and encodes 319 amino acids. Gene Ontology annotation, molecular function: G protein-coupled receptor activity. Lineage: Eukaryota; Metazoa; Chordata; Mammalia; Primates; Cercopithecidae.